Clonostachys rhizophaga is the source of this 513-nucleotide messenger RNA. Lineage: Eukaryota; Fungi; Ascomycota; Sordariomycetes; Hypocreales; Bionectriaceae. The record is from the annotation of a GenBank genome assembly.
AUGGCCAGUCUCAAGGCACUGGUCUUCGGCCUGCUCCUCCUCAUCAGCCAGGCCCUCGCCUCCCGCGUCGUCUUCCUCGGCCGAUUCGCAGACCCGACCAAGCCCGACCAGGUCAAGAAGCCCUCGCGCACGACCAAGAGCCUCCAGAUGCCCGACGACAAGGCGAGCCAGGCCAUGGCCAGGAUGAAGGCCUGGUCCAACAACAAGUACCAGGCCAACCCGGGCGACCACAACACCGUGCAGAUCAGCAACGUCGCCCUGGCCAAGACGCGUCCCGAGGCGACCAAGAUGGUGGAGGAGAUGCAGGCGAUCAUCAAUAAGAACUACAAGGCCGGCGACAAGACGAUCAAGGACAGGUUCACGGUCGGGCGCAAGCAGCUGCAGCACGCGGUCAAGUCGGGCAUCAAGAAGACGACCAAGGCGAUCUUGCCGGCCAAGAAGAACACCAACACGCUGCAGAGGCCCAAGCUUCGAAGACGGCGGGAGCGACAGGCAAUUGAGUGGGAGGCAUGA